AAAUAAAAAAAACUAUUUACAUUUUCUAUAAUAAAAAAAAAAAGGGACAAGAGAAAAUAAGAAAUUUCAACGAAAAAAAAAAUUAUUUACACAACUUUUUUUUAUAAACAAUAAUCUUUAUACUAUUUAUUAAUUAUUAAUAAUAAAAAUAAAAAUAAAUUUAAUUAUUCAUCAAUUUAUAAAUGCAUUUCUAGUAAUUUUUUUACAGAAAAAUAAUUUAAUUAAUAAACAAUUUGGCUUUAUUUAUUUAUUAAAAUUUUUUUUUUUAUAAACAAUAUUAAAAAAAAAUACAUUUUAGAUUCUUUAAUAAUUUAUCAAUUAUAAUAUUAAUUUACAGUAAUUUUAAAAAGUUUUUUUUUUUAUAGAAAAAAGUCAAUUAUUUAAUUAAAAAAAUUUAUAUUAUUUUCUUUAUCUAUUUAAUAAAUAAUAAUUAUUAUUAUUUAAUUAAAAAAAAUAUAUGUCACUUGUAUUAUUUUGUAACAUUGUGUUGUAAUAAUAAUAGUAAUAUAUUUGUGUAGGUGUAAGUGUCUGUAAAAGUGAGUAAGAGCAGGAAAAAAAAUAAAAAAAUAAAAAAAAGGGAGAGUGUAGAGUCUAGCAGUAAAUACACAGAGAGAGUAAGAGAGGGGGGAUCAAGAGUUUUUAUUUAUUUUUUUUUUUGAUAAAUUGGAGGUAUAUCGUACACACGACACCGUUCAUCGUGUAUCCUUCAUAAAGUGAACAUCUUUAUUGUUAUCAAAAAAAUAAAAAAAUAAAUAAAAAAAAAUAAUAAAGUGAGAGUGAGGGGAUUUGUGUUUCACACGUUGUCCAAGGUAGAGGUUAUACCUUACCGGUGUAAAAAAAUUAUUUAUCAAUAUAUUUGGAGUAAAAAAAAAUUUAUUGUUAAUUUAUUUAAAUUAAUAUUAAUGUGUUAAAUAAUAUUAACAACAAAUAUGUCUAAUAAAAAUGUGGAUAAUAAAUUAUUUGGCCCGACAAAUGUCGAGAGUGUUGUGCCAAAAGUCAGACAGGAAUUGUUGAAGUGGAAUGGCUGGGGUUACAAGGAUUCAGCGUUUCGAGUCAAUGAAAAUUCAUUGAUUGAGUUUACUGGAACGAGAUAUCCAAUUGGUAAUUUAGAAUUGCCAUAUUUUACCGAAUGGACGAAGGACGUUUUGGGCGUUGACUUGUUGCAGCAUAAUCCUCCACAAGAUCUACCAACAAAUUUUCCUGACUCAAUAUUGUCAAAUGAAUUUUACAAUGAAAUUAAAAAACUCAAUUUAUCAGUGUCAAUUGACGGAAUGGACCGGCUAUAUCGUGCACAUGGUCAUACACUCAGAGAAAUUUUUAUCCUCAAAGGAGGAAAUUUCGAAAGAAUUCCCGACAUAGUCAUUUGGCCAAAGUGUCAUGAUGAUGUAGAAAAUAUUAUAAAACUUUGUGUUAAAUAUAAUGUUGCUUGUAUACCAUUUGGUGGUGGUACAAGUGUAAGUGGAGCUGCAUCAUGUCCACCAAGUGAAACAAGAACAAUAUUAUCACUUGAUACAUCACAAAUGAAUAGAAUAUUAUGGAUUGAUCGUGAUAAUUUAGUUGCAUGUUGUGAAUCUGGUAUUAUUGGACAAGAUUUAGAACGUGAAUUGAGAAAACAAGGCUUAACAUCAGGACAUGAGCCAGAUUCCUAUGAAUUUUCAAGUUUGGGUGGUUGGGUAGCAACACGUGCAAGUGGAAUGAAAAAAAAUACAUAUGGUAAUAUUGAAGAUUUAGUUGUACGUGUUAAAAUGGUUACUGGUAAUGUAGAUGAUAAUGAUAAAUCAUUGACAUUAACACGUUGUGCACAAGUACCACGUAUAUCAAGUGGUCCAGAUUUUGAUCAUAUUAUACUUGGUAGUGAGGGCACACUUGGUGUUGUUACUGAAGUUGUAUUAAAAAUACGUCCAUUACCAAAAAUAAUAAAAUACGGAAGUAUUGUAUUUCCAAAUUUUACAAAUGGUGUUGAUGCAAUGCGUGAAGUUGCUAAACAACGUUGUCAACCAUCAAGUAUACGUUUAAUGGAUAAUGAACAAUUUAAAUUUGGUCAAUCAUUAAGACCAAUGAAUGGCUGGGGUGAUAAAUUAUAUCAAUUAAUAAAACAUACAUAUGUUACUAAAAUUAAAUGUUUCAAUUGGGAUACAAUAUGUGUUGCAACAUUAUUAUUUGAAGGACAUGAUUCAAAACAAGUUGCAGCACAGGAAAAAAAAAUAUAUGAAAUUGCAAAUGAAUAUGGUGGUAUGGCUGCUGGUGAAACAAAUGGUGAACGAGGAUAUAUAUUGACAUUUGUUAUUGCAUAUAUACGUGAUCUUGGUCUUGAGUAUAAUGUAUUAUCUGAAUCAUUUGAAACAUCUGUACCAUGGAAUAGAGCUAAAACAUUAUGUCGUAAUGUUAAAUCAAGAGUUAAAAAUGAUUGUCAAUUAUAUGGUAUUAAACAUUAUUUAAUAUCAUGUCGUGUUACACAAACAUAUGAUGCUGGUUGUUGUAUUUAUUUUUAUCUUGCAUUUAAUUAUAGUAAUUUAAAUAAACCAGUUGAUAUUUAUGAACAUAUUGAAGAAAAUGCUAGAUCAGAAAUUAUUGCUAGUGGUGGAUCAAUAUCACAUCAUCAUGGUGUUGGUAAAAUGAGAGCUAAAUAUUAUACUGAAUCUGUUGGUAAUGCUGGUCUAUCAUUAUACAGAGCAACUAAAAAACAUCUUGAUCCACAUAAUGUAUUUGCUGCUGGUAAUAUUGAUCCACAAUAUAAAUCUAAAUUAUAAAAAGCUUUAUUUUAACAUUAACAAAUUGGCAAACAUUAUUUGUACUUUUAUGUUUUUAUUAUUAAUUUUACAAAAAAUGGUGACAGUUACCAAUGAUAACCAGAUAUUUAUAAUUUUAAUUUUUGACAAAAAUGAAGUAUAUAAAAUUUAUAUUAUUCAUUUAAUUUUUUUUUGUUUUAAUUUUUUCAAUUUAUAUUAAUUGACAUUUUAUAAAUAAAAAGAAAAUUUUAGAAAAAAGAAAAAAGAUU
Molecule: messenger RNA, 2998 nt
Organism: Aphidius gifuensis
Lineage: Eukaryota; Metazoa; Arthropoda; Insecta; Hymenoptera; Braconidae
Gene: Agps
Product: alkyldihydroxyacetonephosphate synthase
Exons: 5
Coding region: 930-2750 (606 amino acids)
Biological process (GO): lipid biosynthetic process
Molecular function (GO): FAD binding; alkylglycerone-phosphate synthase activity
Source: RefSeq, a predicted model, not a curated record